AUGGAGACGAUGCGAAAAGGAGGAGGUCGAGACUGGGAAACGGAUAAGUUCUGUGCUCUGUGCUCGGUUGGAGUCCGUUCGGACAGCAAGACCAGAAUUGGAGACAAGUUUUGUGGGGUUCUUCGUAUCUGGGGCCAGGGGCAUCGCGUGUACCCCUGGAGGGAGGUUAUCGAGGCGCACUCACAGAAGAUGGUCCGGGUAAUGCCUAAGCUUGGGCAGAAGGGGUAG
Messenger RNA from Penicillium chermesinum, 228 nucleotides. RefSeq lists its product as uncharacterized. Bases 1 to 228 code for a protein of 75 amino acids. Lineage: Eukaryota; Fungi; Ascomycota; Eurotiomycetes; Eurotiales; Aspergillaceae. The transcript has 2 exons. The record is from RefSeq and is a predicted model, not a curated record.